Messenger RNA from Sebastes umbrosus (honeycomb rockfish), 1805 nucleotides. Its product is annotated as four and a half LIM domains protein 1-like. The transcript has 6 exons. The record is from RefSeq and is a predicted model, not a curated record. Gene Ontology annotation, biological process: muscle organ development. Lineage: Eukaryota; Metazoa; Chordata; Actinopteri; Perciformes; Sebastidae. Gene Ontology annotation, molecular function: transmembrane transporter binding. The coding region runs from base 372 to 1217 and encodes 281 amino acids.
CGAUGAGAACUUUUACUAAGAGAGAGAGAGCUUGUGAAUUCCUGGUUGAGGUCAUUGUUUAUGAGAGCUUACAGAGGUUUUGGCUCAUGUCCUGAAGUUUUUUUUUUCUCUGCUCCCUCUGUCUUUUAAAGCUGCGCUGCCUCCGCACAUUUCACCUCUCGGCUAAACCCACCGGACACACACACAGAGACACACAGACUCACUACUGCUCCUACUACUGCUGCUGCUGCUGCUGCUGCUGGUGGUGGUGUUGAGUGACACACAGAGACACAGACGCACUACUACUGCUGCUGCUGCUGCUGGUGGUGAGGAGUGAAAGACAUCUCAUCUGUUUGCUUUGGAGAGGUCCCAGGAGCUAUCUCACCUCCACCAUGACCGACCGCUUCGACUGCUACUACUGCCGAGACAACCUGCACGGGAAGAAGUACGUGAAGAAGGACGAGAAGCACGUGUGCACCAAGUGCUUCAAUAAGCUCUGUGCCAACACCUGCGUAGAGUGCAAACGCCCCAUCGGUGCUGACUCCAAGGAGCUGCACCAUAAGAACCGCUACUGGCAUGAGGACUGUUUCCGCUGUGCCAAGUGCUACAAGCCGCUGGCCAGCGAGCCGUUCAACGCCCGGGAUGAUGGCAAGAUAAUGUGUGGCAAGUGUGGCUCCCGGGAGGACGGCAACCGGUGCCAGGGAUGCUACAAGGUGGUCAUGCCAGGAUCCCAGAACGUGGAGUACAAGAACAAGGUGUGGCACGAGGAAUGCUUCACCUGCUUUGAAUGCAAGCAGCCGAUCCGCACACAGAGCUUCCUGAACAAGGGUGAUGACAUCUACUGUGGACCGUGCCAUGACAAGAAGUUUGCCAAGAAGUGCUUCCACUGCAAGCAGCCCAUCACAACUGGGGGGAUCAGCUACCAGGACCAGCCCUGGCACUCUGAGUGUUUCGUGUGCAAAACCUGCCGUAAAACUCUGGCGGGAGCUCGCUUCACUUCCCACGAGAACGACGUUUACUGCGUGGACUGCUUCAAGACCGAUGUGGCCAAGAAGUGCCAUGGAUGCAAGAACCCAAUCACAGGGUUUGGCCAUGGCACCAACGUGGUGAACUAUGAGGGAUUCUCUUGGCAUGAGUAUUGCUUCAACUGCAAGAAGUGCUGCCUCUCGCUGGCCAAUAAGCGCUUCGUCAUCAACGGAGAUCACAUCUACUGCCCUGAUUGUGCUAAGAAGGUGUGAACAGUGCAGAGGAUCACUGUUUAAAGUGGAAUUACACCAAAACUGACUUUUAGACUGUUAAUUUGAUAAAGAACAUAUUUUUUUUGGUGAGUGAAAUUGAAGCCUCAAGAUAAUAGAAGUGUCUGAAUUAAUAGUCAAAACAGUCAAUUUUGGUGAAACUUCUCUUUACGAGGUUGACAGAAUAUAGACUAUUUCAACUAAAUAUGCACUAGCUUGAGUCAUUUAUCUACAUUAUACAUUACCGCAACUUGUUUCAGUGUUGGAUACUAACAUGGCACCAGGAUUUCUUUUGUGGGAUUGUGAUGUGCACCAUUAGUCUAAUCUAAUCCAGGAUUUUGUGAGACCUUUUCAGUGCCUUACUGGAAUCUUUCAGAGAGAAUAAUAAUCAUUUACAUGCAUACUGCUGCUGCUCAUACAUACAUACCAGCUUUCAUUAAUAAUCUGUUACAGUCACGUUUGAAUGGAUUAUUUCAAUAAACUGUUUAGAGUGACUUUAAAAAUUAGGAUGCUGAAAUAUAAACUGCUCAUGUAUUCAAGACUAUUAUGAGUGAAGUUAUAUGCAAAACAAGAAUAAAAAGAAGGACGUGA